AUGGCGCCAACAUGGCGAGAUGCCAACGCGUCACAGCUCUACACGGCCGGCAUCGUCGGUGUCGGCGCAUUUUUCCUGCUUCUCUCCACCGCUAAUGUAGCAUCUGCAUUGCUUCAGUCAAUCGCGCAGCAAAAACGAGCUGAGGGGCAGGCUGCGGACCCUUCUCGAAGCGACUCGAAUCAUGGUCGCACCGCGUCAGCCUCCAGCAACCACGGUGGUGCCGAGCGCACUUCCAAGCAAGGCAAGACGACCGACGAGAGCACCGUUCUCGUAACCUAUCCCAUCACUGUGGAGAUGUGCGACAAUGCCUUCCACCUCGGGCCUUCCUUCUCCGGUCCUUCAUCAUUUGCUUCUACGACAGACGAAGCAGCCGAUCAGCUGCCCAAGAUCCGUGCCGGUGCGCUCUUCAAGCUCAUCGAUGUAGUCGCGGGUGUGUCGGCACGCAAACAUGCAGAAUUGAGCUGUGUCACCGUCAGCGUUGACUCGGUGCUGUUGCUGGCGCCGAUCUACUUGGGCGACCUGGUUCACCUCUCGGCCUCAGUCAAUCGUGCAUGGGGCAGCAGUCUCGAGGUCGGUAUUCGUGUGGUCAAGGAAGAUCCUCGAUCCGGUGCACGCGAGUAUGUCAGCCACGCCUACAUGACGUUUGUAGCCAUAUCCUCCCCUCCCUCUGCCGCAUCCAGCUCCUCGCCUCAGCCACCUGCUCGCGUUCGACUCGCUUCACGGCCGAGCCUUGCUCCCGCUUCAGUGUGGCAGCAGCUCGCUUCCUUCUUCCCGUCCUCGCGCAAGCCAGCAAAGGCGCCCAAGCCACAGCUCUUGCCUCUGCUGCCAAAGACUCCGCUCGAGGCGAGGCGACACAUUCUCGCUGGACGACGAAGAGCCAAGCGCAUUGCCAUGGCAAAGAAGGGAGAGGCAAGAGACGGCGUCUCGACGCAAGUCAAGCAGAAGCUUAAGCAAGAGGUGCAGGAAAUCUCGCGUACGGGUGGCAAGUGGUCAGGUCCAGCGGAGACAGAAUUGAACACUUGGACGCCAGGGAGGCUCAAGAUCGAACAAGCCGACUUGCUUUCGUCAGCUAUCGGCAGCGAUGUCUCCGCCAUCCGAGGUGUCAAGACGUCGCAAGAGUGUCAGCUUGAGGCGCUCGAGCUUGAAUUCGUCGUCCAAGCUUACGUGUCAAGGGACCCUGCGGUCACAGUCAAGCACGACGAGGGCAUGGUUGAGAUCAAUCUGGCCGGGGACAUCCCGCUUCGGCACCCGCUCAAAGUGGUCGAACGGCUGGCGGAACAGCUUGAACAGGAGCAGCAGCAGCAGCAACGACAAGCAGGAGACGCCAGCUCCGACUCACUCUUUGCGACGAUGAUCCCGGAAUCUGGAUCGAUGCCGUUGCCCUCACCGAGCGCACCAAGGACCGCGCGACCUAACUUUGCAGCAGCGGCAAUGAUCAAGAAUGGUUCAAUAUCGCCGCCGAUGUCUCCUCUUGCUCGUCGAAGGUCGCUCUUUUUGCCGCUCAAAGCUGCACAGGAGCGAGAAGGUGAAUCCGACCUCGAUCAGUCCCUUGCCGGCACACCCAUCAAACAGCACAUGUCGCAGAGCCUCACUCGCGCCAAGCUAGCCGCCAAGCUCUCAAAACCGAUCAAGGUGGCCAAGACUAUGGCCCGCACACUACACCUCGUGUUCCCCGAGCACACGAACUCUGUGGGGGUACUAUUCGGAGGUCAGCUCAUGGAUUGGAUGGAGGAAGCUGCUUUGCUGUCGGUACGACACGUCGGACGUGGUCGUCGUUGGGGGACGGUCUCGCUGGAUGGAUUGGAGUUCGAACAGGCAGUAGCGGUCGGGGAGAGCAUGACGUUCACAGCUGUGGUGGUUCGUACCUUUGUGCAGUCGUGCGAAGUGUACGUGCUGGCUGAGGCCGAGUCGAGAAACGGAACCAAGAGGAUCACGAACGAUGCGCUGUUCACGCUCGCUUUUCCACUGGACCAGGAGGAUGUUGCAUCUCAGGUCAAAGGUGGGAGAGCGAGACUGUUGAGGCAGGUCGAGAUGCCGGAAGGGUCUGCGCUGGCUGAAUUUGCGGAUGUCGCGGUCAGAAGGAGAGAGACGAGAUUGGAGUUGAAGCAGAUGCUCGUGAGGAUCUAUUCGAAUCCAAACUGA
This is a messenger RNA of Pseudozyma hubeiensis SY62, 2142 nucleotides long. RefSeq names its product acyl-CoA hydrolase. The transcript has a single exon. Bases 1 to 2142 code for a protein of 713 amino acids. Gene Ontology annotation, molecular function: thiolester hydrolase activity. The record is from RefSeq and is a predicted model, not a curated record. Lineage: Eukaryota; Fungi; Basidiomycota; Ustilaginomycetes; Ustilaginales; Ustilaginaceae.